Molecule: messenger RNA, 1728 nt
Organism: Mycetomoellerius zeteki
Lineage: Eukaryota; Metazoa; Arthropoda; Insecta; Hymenoptera; Formicidae
Product: sodium channel protein Nach
Exons: 11
Coding region: 1-1728 (575 amino acids)
Biological process (GO): sodium ion transmembrane transport
Cellular component (GO): plasma membrane
Molecular function (GO): ligand-gated sodium channel activity
Source: RefSeq, a predicted model, not a curated record
AUGUGGGUCGAAAGGAAUAAAGUUAAAGCUAAAAACAAUACUUUUAUCAAGCAAGCAUGGAUGACAAAAGUUUCGGAGAAAUCAUCACGCUUGAAAACUAUAUUAAAGUAUUUAAAAUUGUAUUGUAAACAUUCCAGUAUAAACAGUUUAAAAUACCUUGUCGAUUCUCAAAGACCUUGGUUUGAGAGAAUUACGUGGGUUAUUAUACAUUGCAUAAUUAUAUCUGUUCUGGUGAGUAUGGUUUAUACUUCUUAUCAAGAAUUUGUGUCAUCACCUAUAGUAAUUUCCAUGGAUGCACAUGAUCAUAAAACGGCCACUUUAGCCUUUCCAGGAAUCUCCAUCUGCUCCAUUAAUAGGAUUAGUUUGCAAUCCGCGAAAAAACUGGCGACCAAUAUUUCUAACGCAAAAAUCACGGAUCAGUCAGUCGAUGAAAUUCUCGAUUUGAUAAAGCAGCUGGGCAAUCUCUACGUUUCUGUGAUGGUCAAUAAUAAUAGUCAAGAUGUGAAAUUAGAUAAACUUUUAACAACUUAUUAUAACGGGUCUUAUGAUAUCACUGAAAUAAUGAAAACUCUGACACCACAAUGUUCGAUGUUAAUGAAAUGUAAGUUGCAUGGAAUCUACAGAAAUUGCUCAGAGCUUUUUGAGUUUCGCAAGACGCAGGACGGAUACUGUUGUACCUUCAAUUAUGUGCGUGAAAGCGAUGACAUCCCCAAACUGAACAAUAUAAUUGAACCAAGAGACCAGGAAUCAGUGAAGACUCUCGGAAUAAUAGGCGGUCUAUCGGUCAUGAUGGAUCCACUUUUGGAUGACUAUUUCUAUUCAAUAUUGCCCGUUAAGGGUUGGAAAGUGGUCGUGUUCAAUCCUACUGAUUAUCCGGAUAUGACCAGUGGUGGUGUCACGGAGGUACUCGCAAUGCCUCAAUAUGAAACAUAUUUGAAUGUGGAAGCAACGCUCUUUAGCAGUAGUCGUAACAUUAUAAAUUUACCCAGAAAUAAACGUAACUGCGUUUUUUCAAGUGAAAUAAUUUUUUCAAAUAUUACAAUAUAUACUUAUAGCGAUUGUAUCGUUAAUUGUAAGAUUAAUGACAUACAAAAGUACUGUGGAUGCAGACCAUUCAUUUACCCACGUCGUGGCAAAGAAGACCAUUCAUGGCGUAUUUGUAAUAUCACGGACUUCCAAUGCCUAUCUAAGUAUAAAUCUAAACGAAUGACAAUUUUCUCUCACGAGGACGUAGAAUCCAGUCUUUUUCAAGAAGAAAAUGAUGCUUUACAUUGUAUAUAUUGUUACCCUGCCUGCAACGACACUAGAUAUAGUGUAUUAAGUAUGAGAGCUUUCAUGGAUCACGGUACAUUUGAACCUAACAUAUUUCCAAAUUACAAAAUUACUAAUGAAGGAUUGCUGCAUGUAUACUUUUCGAAACACCGCACAAUCAAAUUGAGACAAGAUAUGUCUUCUUACUGGUAUAAUCUCUUGAGUGAUAUCGGCAGUAUAUGUGGCGUCUUCAUCGGCUUUAGUUUCAUCGCUAUAGUGGAGCUUCUGUACUUCUUUGUACUCCUGUUUUGCGAUUUGUUCUGUAAAAAAUCGGUAUUGCAGAAAGAUGAUCGCAAGACUGAAAUCCCACCAGACCAAAUUCAAACCAAAGGAAAAUUAUAUUGGAAUGAACUGUUGCCGCGAUCUUGGCAUUCAGCGAAAUACGGCAAAUUCUUUACUAAAAAAGCUAGAUAUUAA